Messenger RNA from Racocetra persica, 191 nucleotides. The record is from the annotation of a GenBank genome assembly. NCBI's taxonomy places the organism in Eukaryota, Fungi, Glomeromycota, Glomeromycetes, Diversisporales, Gigasporaceae.
GCUCCAGACCACUAAAUAGAUUGGUUCAAAAGAAGAUCCUUAAUCCACUGUCUAUGUGCUUGAUAGAGGGAUCUAUAAGGGAUCAUGAAAUUGCUCGUAUUCGCAUGGUAAAAAUAAGUAGUGGUGAAGAAGAUUUAAUUGUGGAAAAGAAUCAUGAAGUAUUGGAAACAGCAAAACAAAGUGAAAAUUAG